AUGGAGAUACAACCAGAGGGAACGGACCAUGAGGACCUCUCUUCAGGAGAGGAGAAUGGAGAUGAAUCUGAUCAAUCCGAUCAACAUGAAUCACGACCAGCCACACCACCUAGAGAGUUGAAAGUUCCGAAGUUCUUGACUGAUAUAGUGCAUGGUGAACCACGUCCCGAUCCAAGGACUUCUUUCAGAGGCCACGAACAGCCGCCGGCAAAUGAACGCCUUGAACAAAUCAAGACGUUUCUUGCCGACGAAGAUGCGAACCGAUGCUUAGAUUUCAAAGAUAAGCUCACACAGAUACAAGACUACCUUGCUCACAUUGAGAAGCACCGAGUCCCAUGCGAUAAAAAACUCUUUAAAGAUGCAAAAGUAAUGACAGAUGUUCAAGCAGAUUGGCAUGAUCGCAUGGAAAAAUCAGAUCUCGGCGAUCCUUUAUGUGUAGACACUCCUCAAAUCCAGCCUUACAGCACGAGACUCAUGUCGAAUGAGGUGACUCUUGCUAUUCGCGAAACGAAGGAAAUCAAUGGCACACAGACACAAAUCCGUGAAGAUCGGCCUCCUUUCACGGUCAAGCGUACUAAGGAUCACGCGGUAUUUCUCAGGGCUAUCAAAGAAGAUGCGAAGAAAACUUUGACGGAUCUUACGGAAGAGGAAGAGAAUCGAAAUCUUUUCAAAAUUGAGAAUCACGCAUACAUUGAUGCAAAUAAAGACCCGGCAUUAAUUCCUCUUUGGACAGAUCCUAUUCGCGGUAUUUCAGAUACUGGAAAGGCCCAAAGUAGCGCUGAUCCUUGGUAUGGUAGCGGCCAGGUUCUGGGGGUUACUCCACCAGGUAAAACCGAACGUGAGCCAAAGCACAACCCUCUCCCACCUGUAGUCAAAGGAUACCUGGAAGUUCUUGAGCGUAACGCUAAUGUUUAUUCAACUGGGCAAAGGAAAGGCGACAUGACAGAUGAAGAAUACAGAGCUGUUAAGGAUGAUUGGAAGAAGUACAAUGAUUUACAAGAUCAGCUAUUGGAACAUCUCUCUGCUAAGACUACCCCUCAAAUACAGUUGUACUUUGACGAGCCAGACAUGGUCAAGAAAGAUACGUACGACCCUACGAAGAUUAACAUCACACGGGAAUAUGGCGAACGAAUGCGAGAAGUCCAGGCAAUGCAAUCAGAACUUCAUGAACUUAUGCGAGAAUGUCGUGAUAGUAAUGGCCCGCAAUCUUGCAAUUGGUGGAUACUAGGGAGAAUGGCCGAGAUACUUUCACCCGUUGAACCUGAUAUCUUUGGGGAAGUGGGAAAACAUUGGGCCCGAUUCAAGACGAGACAUGUUCCUUUGCUUUGGGAUAAAGCAUUCGAUCUACCAUCCAAGAGAAAUUGGCUCGCCUCUCGUAGUGUGGGAGACAGAGCCAUGAUUGAUCCUUAUAUCCAGAGAUUACGGGAUCUCUGGACUACCAUUUUCGAGAACGAACCAGAACUUCAACGUGAAGAAGCUGAUAUAGAAAGUGGGGCACCAUGGAUUGUAUUAUUACCAUUGCAAAAGGGAGCUUUAAGGACUGACCCAAUAAGGCAUAAGAUGUCGUCAGACUUUUUGCAACCAUAUAUCUUCUAUGUACCUUGGGCCACUCCUAAACCUGAGCUUUCUCCAGAGUUGGAAAAGCAAUUGGAAAGAAUUCAUCGACUUCUAAAAGCAAAGAGUGAUCAAGGAGGUUUACUAAAUCAUGUUGGGAUGGCAGCACUUCGACAAAUCUAG
Messenger RNA from Botrytis sinoallii, 1737 nucleotides. RefSeq lists its product as uncharacterized. The record is from RefSeq and is a predicted model, not a curated record. The transcript has 3 exons. NCBI's taxonomy places the organism in Eukaryota, Fungi, Ascomycota, Leotiomycetes, Helotiales, Sclerotiniaceae. The coding region runs from base 1 to 1737 and encodes 578 amino acids.